Bicyclus anynana (squinting bush brown) is the source of this 663-nucleotide messenger RNA. Its product is annotated as bombyxin A-3 homolog. Gene Ontology annotation, molecular function: hormone activity. Bases 74 to 544 code for a protein of 156 amino acids. The transcript has a single exon. The record is from RefSeq and is a predicted model, not a curated record. Gene Ontology annotation, cellular component: extracellular region. NCBI's taxonomy places the organism in Eukaryota, Metazoa, Arthropoda, Insecta, Lepidoptera, Nymphalidae.
CUCCAUCACAUUCUCAUCGCUGCUUCUUCGUGAACAAGUAAGGAUCAAUUACAUAAAUCUGUACUGUGUCAAAAUGAGGAUCCAAGUUUUGAUGAUCCUCUCUGUAAUUGCAUCGAUGUACCUCACUCCCGAGGCUCAGGUACAGAAAUACUGUGGCAGACGUCUCGCCGUGGCAGUGAGCCUUGUGUGUGAAGAAGUUGGAAACUCUGGGACUUCACAAAAAAGAUCUUCACAAUACGAAUAUGAUGAGGAUAUGUACACAGAUACUGAAGACGAUUCUGUUAACGAUACUCUCGAUGACUCUACUGGCAAUAAUAAUGAAAUGGACCACGCUAACGAUGACUUUAUCGACGAUUCUGAAGACCUCUCUUUGGACUACUCCAUCGACAACUCUGUCGACGACGACUCAUCUGUUAAAUACGAGAUCGAAGGACCAUGGAUCACUGCGCAAAAAGCACUUACCAUUGUACGAGGGAAGAGGCAAAUUGUUAGCGAAUGCUGUGAUAAACCAUGCUCUGUUGAUGAAUUGAAAACCUACUGUUAAAUCUAUAAUAUUUAACAUUUUUGGCUGCUAUAAAAUAUUUAACCAAUCUUGUAUAAUCAUGAAUUAACUUAUUGCUUACUUAUAUACUCGUGCUACUCAAAUAAAGCUUUGCAAGUUCA